UAAUGUUUAUCUUCUUCGUCUCAUUGUUUUAUACUAAAGUGUUACAAUUUGUCUCUAUAUAUAAAGCAGAGCCGGAUAGCUUCUCUGUUCUCCCAUCUGUUCUCCCCAAACUCUCUUUUCAUUCUAGCAUUUUCUUAAAGCCUAAAACUCUUAUUCCUUCUCAACUCAACCUUCUUUAUUUGAUCCCUUAUCUUAUUCUUUCUCUAUCACUCCUUUUUCUUUAUAUUUCUCUCUUCUGUUUUGGGUUUUUUUCAUUGAAGAGUUUACCAGAUUCUCCAUUCAGAAGAAAAAAGCUCCUCUGUUUAUCAAGUUCACGAACAAGAGACUUGUCAACUAGCUGAUUUUGGCAGCAGAUGGCCAUUGAGCAGUACUUCGAAGAAGCUGUAGCUCAUAACCAUUUAAGCGGAGAAGGUAAAACUUCCUUGCAAAAGUGGAAGAGUUCUCCACAUCAAGUCACAGAUUCUGAUGAUAAUCCCUCAGGUGGUUUUGACUGCAACAUCUGCCUAGACUCUGUGCAGGAUCCAGUGGUCACGCUAUGUGGUCACCUAUAUUGUUGGCCCUGCAUUUACAAAUGGCUUCAUUUUCAGACCAUUUCCACUGAAAACCAAGAGCAGAAACAGCAGCAAUGUCCUGUAUGCAAAGCUGAAGUCUCACAUACCACACUGGUGCCGCUUUAUGGCAGGGGCCUGACAACUAAGGCAUCAAGAGGCAAGACUCCCCAAUUUGAUGUAGUCAUACCAAAGAGGCCUCUUGCUCCUACUCCUAACACUACCAAUAGUUCGCAGUUUGCACAGCAAUUACAUCACCGCGGCUAUUCAUAUCAACCACAAAUGUCCUACCCUCAACAUGGCAGUUAUCCAGCUUCACCACUUCUUAGUCCUGGUGGCAUGACGAUCAAUGUACUGGAUCCAGUGACCCGAAUGUUUGGUGAAAUGGUGUACACGAGGGUAUUUGGGAACUCGAUUACAAAUUUAUAUACUUAUCCAAAUUCAUACAAUCUUGCUGGGAGCACUAGUCCGAGGAUCAGAAGGCACGUAAUGCAAGCCGAUAAGUCACUCAGCAGAAUAAGUUUUUUCCUCUUCUGUUGCAUAAUCCUCUGUCUUCUUUUGUUCUGAUCUGUAUUUCUCUGCUUCAUUCCCAUUUUAUACUUGUAUAGAAGACAAAAGUUAUACAAAUUCAGCCGGAUGUACUAGUACCUUAUGAGAUGUUGCAUCUCCUGUGCUGCGAAAUAUCAUAUAUGUAAUUAUGAGUUCUGUGCACCUUUUGUUCUGA
Messenger RNA from Theobroma cacao (cacao), 1272 nucleotides. It is a transcript of the gene RMA1, whose product is annotated as RING membrane-anchor 1. Gene Ontology annotation, biological process: ubiquitin-dependent protein catabolic process. Gene Ontology annotation, cellular component: endoplasmic reticulum. Lineage: Eukaryota; Viridiplantae; Streptophyta; Magnoliopsida; Malvales; Malvaceae. The record is from RefSeq and is a predicted model, not a curated record. Gene Ontology annotation, molecular function: ubiquitin protein ligase activity; metal ion binding.